UUUCCGUCCUACUAGCGAACAAAAAAGGGAAAUCCAUCACGGUGGGGAGCAACCGUUCUCACCGUCCGCAUUUGAAUCACAUGGUUUUUAUAAUCACGGUCUAUCGAAUAGCUUACAAUUAUGCAGCAACAUAUUGUCAAGAUCCAACGCAAAUGAAUUCCUUGAGAUCAGCUAUCAUGCCCAGGACGAACCUAGCCGCCUCCCUCGGAUGUGGCCUAUCCCUCAACACGGCCUCGCGUGUGCCAUGGUGUAAAUACUCUCUGCGGGAUGAUUGUAUUACGAUGUUAUCAUGCGUCUGGGCAUGCAAUCAAAGUUACGUGUGGCAAAAUGCCAAGCAAGAUAAGCCCCUAGGCAAGCAUAAGAUUCAAACAAGACGAGGGCGACCACUGAACCCUCACGACAUUAUGAGUGCUCUUACUGAUGCUCAAAUCAAUUUGCUCUGUCAUGAUCCAGCGGCCAUAAUCCUCUCAGCACCGGAGUACUCGGACAAGGUGAUUCGCAUCACAAACGAGUUGGUCGUGAAGUUUGGACAACAUGUUACCAUCCAGGAAUUCAGGAAUCAACAGACUGCACAGCAGCGCUUAGAUGCAGACGUCGAUGGCUCCAGGGCCACUUGGAGGUGGACCAAUAUCUGGGAGGUGGCAUUUUCCAAGACUGAAGACCUGCAACUCUGGCUUAAUCGACGUUCACCCAACUCGGAGCACAAACCCAAUCUCUGUUGCUAUCCACUGGCCAUGUGCCAUCUGGAUCUCAACCCAAGGAACCUUAUGGUGGAUGGUAGUCGUAUCUAUGUCCUCGAUUGGUCUGCAGCUGGAUAUUUCCCUCGAUUGCUCAAACAUACAUUGUACCAGUUUCUCCUACGAGAUCUCAGUUUCUUCAACAUCGUGGAGCCGUUCCUCAUUCCAUUGUCCAACGAAGAAUCAGAUGAAGCAAAAAUUGUGACGGAGAUAUUACGAUGCAGCCAAAUUCAUGUUUUUCGGGAAGCCAAAGUCUCCCGUAAAGCCCGCCUCGGAGCGUAAACCUGUCACCUCAUAAGUAAGCAAUCAACGAGGGCCUGAACCCACCCCAAAGCAUCCACAGGCGUUUCCUUGGCCAAUCAACGUACUGGUGCGAUUUGUGCUGUGAUCAACGUGCAAACACCUUAGCAAUGAGCGUAGAGCGGCCCAGUCA
Cucurbitaria berberidis CBS 394.84 is the source of this 1170-nucleotide messenger RNA. RefSeq lists its product as uncharacterized. Bases 81 to 1019 code for a protein of 312 amino acids. Lineage: Eukaryota; Fungi; Ascomycota; Dothideomycetes; Pleosporales; Cucurbitariaceae. The record is from RefSeq and is a predicted model, not a curated record. The transcript is spliced from 2 exons.